AUGCACGAAGCCUCUAACGAAGGGCCUCCAGUUCGGGAAGCCUCCAGCGACGGUCGCCAUUCCGGAGCCUCCAGAGAUGGCUGCCAGUCCGCGGUCCCCGCCAGCACGAGGGUAAACCCAGUCGCGGGCCCGCAGCAACGAGGGUGCCAAGUCCGGGGCCCGCACGAGGGUCUCCAGUCCGGGGCGGCCGGCGAGUGUCCCCACACCAGGAGCAUCACCAAGCGGGGUGAGCCAGAGGAGGUUCUGGGUAUCCUGGUGUCUCUACAGAGUCAAGGUCAAACUAGUGGAUGUUCUCGCGGAGGGGAUGUGUCGGUGGAGCUGCCUUUUGUUCUAAUGCACCCCAAACCCUCUGACCUACCCAUCUCCAGACCUCAAUCAGUCGUCCCAGAAACAUAUGCCCCAGUUGGCAGUAACCUGAUAGAGUUUGAGACAAAUAAUUUCUCUCAGGAUGAUGACUUUGUGUUCGAGGACUUUGCCCGUCUGCGGCUGAAAGGAACGAAGGACGAUGAGGAUGACCACUUGUGCUAGCUCUCCCUCCCCCAGGACCAUGCACCUGAACCUGGGGAGAGGUGCUAGGCGAGUCCCUGGUCUCAUGUUGUCUCCAGGCCAGUAGGCUCAACUUCAGAAAGGGGGAGCAGGAGCACUCAUAUAUAUUCUAUUUUUCAUUUCCCCCCUUCUACUUCCUCUUCGUCUUCUUCUCCUUCUUCUUCUUCUCUCUUCUUUAUUGUAUAUCUUUGAUUGCAUUUUCCAUUUCUACUCCUUUGUUUUGUCACGCGUUUGUUUGCGAAACAGAGAGAAUGAGAGAUGAAACACAGAGAGAUGAGAGAGGUGGAGAGAUUUAUAGGAGUGUCGAGUCGACAGUCUCUGUUUUAGGAAAUCCUUCUAUAUGUUUUGGAUCCAUUCUUUGAUUCAGGGUUGAUGUUAUUUGUUCUAUACGCUCUAUAGGUCCCAGCUUUAUAAGAAGUGGGUAGACAGACAGAUAUACAUUUGUCAUUAUUUACAUGAUUGAAUACCAUGGAACCUAAGGUUGCAAAAUUCCCCAAAUUCCCAGAUUUUCCAAACAUUCUGGUCAGAAGAAUCUGGAUUUCCAACUUAUUCUCUCCUGAUUCUGGGAAUCUUCCAACCAAGAUUUCUGGGAAAACCUGGGAAUUUUGAGGAAAGUUUGGGGAAUUUAGGCAAUCCUAUAUGUAACUGUAAUGUACAGGACUGCGUUGCUGCACAACUACUUAGAGGGAACAUGAGUUUAAUAUUUUAGUUAAUUACAUUGUUAUGACAUAGUUAUAACCAGUUAUUACACUGUAAUUACAUUGUUAUUAUGCUACUAUUAUUACACCUUUACCUUAUCCUUGACACCCAUUAUACCCAAUAUGUAACUCAAUACUUUACCCCUUUAUGGCAAGUGUGAAACGAUUACAUAUCCUCACAGUGAGGGAGGGAGUGUGUAAGUGUACUGUGUGUGCAGUGCACUUACAGUUAUUGUCGCAGGGUGUAAAGUGUACUUACAGUCAGCUACAGUGAGCGUUUUAGUGUAGUGCAGUUACACUAAGGGUGUGAGUGUGAUGCAUUCAGCGUGAGGAUGCAGGUGAUCGUAUGUACAGACAGUGUAUUCUGUUAAGGACUACAUAGGAGACUUCAGGCAGCAAAACCUACACACACACACACACACACACACACACACACACACACACACACACACACACACACACACACGUCCUACAGUUCAUGGCGGAUGCCAUGAACACGAUAAAUAGCUAUUCUUUUUACGUUCAUGGAUUUUUUCCAAAAGUCGUUUUCUUGGUAGGUCAGGUCAGUUUGAUCGAACUCAUCUGUCAAUAGAGUCAGGGCUCAUGUCUAUGACGAUAGCUUACUGGUACUGUUACUGUACUGUACUGUACUGUACUGGGCCAAUUAUAAAGCUGUGGUUUUCUAGAGGAAGUAGGAGUGCUGAUCUUAGGAUCACAUCCCCCCCGUCAAUAUAAUCUUAUUCAUUUUGAUCGACCAGGCCAAAAGUGAUUGUAGAAUCAGCCAAGGAUUAUUUUUUGACAGCUCACAAAGGGUGCCCCCCUGGUGUGUGAAAAGGUCUAUUAAUAGAGUAUUUAAAGGAGGUUGAAGGUGGAAGUUUCCCCCUCCACUGAUACAGGGUAAGAUUAUUUUUUAGUGU
Salvelinus sp. IW2-2015 is the source of this 2161-nucleotide messenger RNA. The record is from RefSeq and is a predicted model, not a curated record. NCBI's taxonomy places the organism in Eukaryota, Metazoa, Chordata, Actinopteri, Salmoniformes, Salmonidae.